Messenger RNA from Styela clava, 2430 nucleotides. RefSeq lists its product as uncharacterized. Gene Ontology annotation, molecular function: tumor necrosis factor receptor binding. NCBI's taxonomy places the organism in Eukaryota, Metazoa, Chordata, Ascidiacea, Stolidobranchia, Styelidae. Gene Ontology annotation, biological process: immune response. Gene Ontology annotation, cellular component: membrane. The record is from RefSeq and is a predicted model, not a curated record.
GACUGACUGAUUGUUCGACAAUUUGACGCAGCUUUCGUCGACAAGAAUUAUUUAGGCACCAAAGCAUUCAUAAUUUAAUAGUGAUAGUCAUGUAUUAGCUAACUGCUAUAUCAUAUUUAUAAUAAAAAUCUUCGAUUGAUAAGGUUCAGCUUAAAAUAGGUGAUUGUAUAGAAUAUUUGUGCAGGAUACAAGAGUGAAUAUGACUGAAGAAAUGGACGGAGAAAACUUAUUAUACACAGACCAGGGACCUUCUUACCGCACAGACAGGAACAACUUUAAACUUUUAUCGGGCGCAUUUUAUGUAUUUGCACUUGCUGUGACCUUGUUGUUGGGUUAUAUUGUCUUGGAUCAUAAUUCAGAGAAAAGCAGUAUAGAAGAUAAUAUUGCUCGAUUAAAAGCUCAGUUGGAUGAUUUGAAAAAUCAAUAUCAAGCGAUGGAACCUUACCAACAGAAAGAUGAACACAAAGUAAAUUUGAUGGUCGGGAAAAUUGCCAGUCACAAAAAAAUGUGUCAUCGUACACUGUCCGCGAUAACGCAAAUGAGACAAGUUAUUAUCAAUGAAAAUUUGAACGAAACACAGUACUUGAAUCUAUGGAGUGAAAUACCGAGAGGAUUCAUACAUCUUGAAUCAGACAAGCUAUCUAUAGACCCCAGCCAAACGCAAGAAAAUGUAGAUAAUAUGAAAACGGUGACCGGAUGGGAAAUGAAGUAUGGGGGAGAGUGUAAAGAUGUGGAUCCCAAACUACAAGAGAACGACAUUGUGAUACCAAUGGAUGCAUAUUACGUUGUUUACAGUCAAGUAUCAUUACAUUGUGGAAACAAAGUGGAAAUUAAAGUACCACAAAUACAAAGACACGCUGUACAAUAUGUUGAAGUUCUUGCUCGAAGUAGAGAUUCACCAAAAAUUUUGAUGGAAAACAACUACCAGCUAUGUGACAAAAGUAAAUUUAGCCAAAAAUCGCACGUAUCAUAUCAAAAAGGAAUCUACCGGUUCACAUCUGGAGAUCUGUUACGAGUUACUGUUACCAAGCCCGACGGUACUUCAAUUACCAACAAAGACGGACAUCAGUCUACUUUUGGUGUAUAUAUGUUGUAAUUAUUUUCACUCAUGAACUCAUGAAGUUUUAGAAUUUUGUGGUGAGUCAAUCUCCAAAAUUCACCUGAAAUAAAAGCAUGUACAGCAGUUGAAAUAACAUUGAGGUUGUCGUACAAAUUCUAUACAAAUCUUCCACAGUUGUUAUUACAGAACAAUAUGCAAUAUAAUAAACUCAUAUGCCUUUUUAUAUAUGCUUUGAUGCUACAGAACCGACAAUAUCAAUAAAUUAGUUGGCAUAAUGUAGUUUCCUGAAAUGUUUAUCAAAGUGCAUCAGUUCUAUAUCGCGAUGUGCUUGAACAGAGUCAUAUCUUCAAUUUACCUAGAAGGUACAGAUCCGGAUAUACGAAACGGCGCUACAACUAUGCUGUCGAAAUGCACCCACUGCGCCGAUUUGAUUUCUUGUAUAAUAGAGACGAAGAAAAAUUAUGAGUUGCUGCGGGCAGUAACCUUCUGGUAAUAUAACAUAUAUGCAUGUGGUAUGCUAUCUUUACAUCGAGCGCUUCCGCGUGGGCAAUGUCCUUAUAGCAUUUGGACUGGUUGAACAAUGGAGGAGCGCAGUAGACUAUUUUUCAAGCAAUGAAUUUAUAAUUCUCGUUAUGGUGCUUGACGCAGAGAAAAUCAUAGUAUUACUUAUCGUUUUGCAACAACUGAAAUUGAGUGAAACAGGUAUUCUGAAACAUGCGACAUGCAGCAGUACUGAUUUUGUUUGCAAAGACUUGAAAUUGGAAAGAACGUGGACACAAGGAGGAUAUCAUACUCUCUGCUAUGGAAAGAAUAGACUACCGAAAAUAUAUCAUCAACAGGUAUUCAUAGUCAGGAACGUGUAUCGCUGCAACGAUAACAAUCGACAUGAAAAUGCCAGAAAAAUUAUAAACUUGUAUUCUGAUGUUAAUGGUAAACUUUGUCAUCUGAUCAAAGGCGAUAAACGUUGCCCUAGUAUCACAAACAUGACAAGUACUGCAUCCAUGUAUGUAAAAGUUAAUCUCAAUUGCGGUAACUAUAAAUGCUGGCUUCAAUACCACCGAUGUGAUGUGUGCUCACUGCUACCAUGGUAUAGCUUGUUUCCAAAAACAACGGAGAAAUCAAAAGGAUUUCAAUGUAAAAAGCAAUUACAACUGAAAACAGCGAGAGCAACGGCAAGAGUAAAUUGUUACAAAUGCGAUGGAAGUAUUGUCAACAAUAAAUUCUGUCGCCAGGGAAACGAGUCAACAUUAUCAUCAUAUUAUGUAGACAUUGCUGGUUCCAAACCAAGCUGGAGUGAGUGGAUUAAAGUUUCUGGAUGUAAAACCAAAUCGAGCAUCGUACCACCUUGUGGAAACGGAACAUUGGCAGGU